Messenger RNA from Anolis carolinensis (green anole), 3817 nucleotides. It is a transcript of the gene xab2, whose product is annotated as XPA binding protein 2. NCBI's taxonomy places the organism in Eukaryota, Metazoa, Chordata, Lepidosauria, Squamata, Anolidae. The record is from RefSeq and is a predicted model, not a curated record. The transcript is spliced from 19 exons. Bases 1 to 2769 code for a protein of 922 amino acids. Gene Ontology annotation, biological process: generation of catalytic spliceosome for first transesterification step; mRNA splicing, via spliceosome. Gene Ontology annotation, molecular function: protein binding. Gene Ontology annotation, cellular component: Prp19 complex; U2-type catalytic step 2 spliceosome; post-mRNA release spliceosomal complex.
AUGGCGGGCGGGACUAACAUGGCGGCCGUAGGAGAGCUGCGAAGAACACGCCCUCCACUCGCUGGCGGCCAAUUGGAUCGGGGGGGACGCCGCGCGGCCAAACCGAAGGGGGAGGGGGAGGGGGAGGCAGAGGAGAGCUGGAAGGUUGACGGCCAAUACCUCGACGUCAUUUUUGCGCGCCGUGUUUGGACCGAGCAGGAAGAGGCUGCGAUGCCGGAGCUGGAGACCGUGCUGGGGAAGCGGGAUCUUUUCUUCGAGGAGGAAGACCUGCAGUAUGAGGAGGAAAUCCUGCGUAAUCCUUUCUCUGUCAAAUGCUGGAUCCGCUACAUUGAAUUCAAGCAGAAUGCUCCCAAGCAUAUCCUGAAUCUGAUUUAUGAGAGAGCUCUUAAAGAAUUGCCAGGGAGCUACAAGCUAUGGUAUAAUUAUCUUAAGCAGCGACGGAAACAGGUGAAGAGCAGGUGUGUAACAGACCCGAGCUAUGAAGAGGUGAACAAUUGUCACGAACGCGCCCUGGUCUUCAUGCACAAGAUGCCUCGCAUAUGGCUCGAUUACUGCCAGUUCCUCAUGGACCAAUGUCGGAUCACUCGUACACGCAGGACCUUUGACCGGGCACUCAGGGCCCUACCCAUCACACAGCACCAUCGUAUCUGGCCACUUUACCUGAAAUUUGUGCGCUUGUAUCCAUUACCUGAAACAGCUGUACGAGUCUACCGCAGAUACUUGAAGCUAAGUCCAGAGAAUGCUGAAGAAUAUAUUGAGUAUCUGCGUUCCAUUGAUCGCCUAGAUGAGGCUGCUGUCCGUCUUGCUGCCAUUGUGAAUGAUGAACGCUUUGUUUCCAAGGAGGGCAAAUCCAAUUAUCAGCUAUGGCAUGAGCUCUGUGACCUCAUCUCACAGAAUCCAGAUAAAGUGAAAUCUCUUAAUGUGGGAGCCAUCAUCCGAGGUGGUCUGACUCGUUUCACUGACCAGCUGGGCAAGCUGUGGUGUUCCCUGGCUGACUACUACAUUCGCAGUGGGCAUUUUGAGAAGGCUCGUGAUGUGUAUGAAGAAGCUAUUCAGACAGUGAUGACGGUGCGGGAUUUCACUCAAGUUUUUGACAGCUAUGCCCAGUUUGAAGAGAGUAUGAUCGCUGCAAAGAUGGAGACCACAUCAGAGAUGGGGCGUGAGGAAGAGGAUGAUGUCGACCUGGAACUGCGCCUGGCACGCUUUGAGCAGCUUAUCACACGUCGGCCUCUGCUUCUCAACAGUGUCCUCCUGCGCCAGAACCCUCACAAUGUGCAUGAGUGGCACAAGCGAGUGAAGCUAUAUGAAGGCAAACCUCGUGAGAUCAUCAACACGUACACAGAAGCAGUGCAGACCGUUGACCCGUUUAAAGCCACUGGGAAGACACACACGCUGUGGGUUUCUUUUGCCAAGUUCUAUGAGGUCAAUGGACAGAUAGAAGAUGCCAGAACCAUCUUUGAAAAGGCCACCAAGGUGAAUUACAAGCAAGUAGACGAACUUGCCAGUGUGUGGUGUGAAUAUGGAGAGAUGGAGUUGCGGCAUGAGAACUAUGACCAAGCGCUGCGUAUCCUACGGAAAGCUACAGCCAUCCCAGCUAAGAAAGCAGAGUAUUUUGAUUCCUCAGAACCUGUGCAGAACCGUGUAUACAAGUCCCUCAAAGUUUGGUCCAUGUUGGCUGACUUGGAAGAAAGUCUGGGCACUUUCAAAUCUACUAAAGCUGUGUAUGAUCGCAUUCUGGACCUCCGCAUUGCCACUCCCCAAAUCAUCAUCAACUAUGGCCUCUUCCUGGAAGAGCACAACUACUUUGAGGAGAGCUUCAAGGCAUACGAGAGAGGCAUUUCACUCUUCAAGUGGCCAAAUGUGUAUGACAUAUGGAAUACCUACCUAACUAAAUUCAUCGACCGCUAUGCUGGCAAGAAGCUGGAGCGUGCUCGGGACCUCUUUGAACAGGCAUUGGAUGGCUGUCCCCAGAAAUAUGCUAAAACUAUCUAUCUCCUGUAUGCAAAGCUGGAGGAGGAAUAUGGCUUGGCCCGCCAUGCUAUGGCAGUGUAUGAGCGGGCCACUCAGGCUGUGCAACCUUCAGAGCAGUAUGACAUGUACAAUAUCUACAUCAAGAGAGCCGCUGAAAUCUAUGGUGUCACACACACCCGCAGCAUCUAUGAGAAGGCAAUUGAGGUGCUGUCAGAUGAACACGCCCGGGAGAUGUGCCUGCGUUUUGCUGAUAUGGAGUGCAAGCUGGGUGAAAUCGAUCGGGCUCGGGCCAUUUAUUCCUACUGUUCACAGAUUUCUGAUCCCCGUACCACUACCAACUUCUGGCAGACAUGGAAGGAAUUUGAGAUCCGACAUGGGAAUGAAGACACUAUUCGAGAGAUGCUGCGCAUCAAACGAAGCGUGCAGGCGACCUACAAUACUCAAGUCAACUUCAUGGCCUCUCAAAUGCUUAAAGUUUACAGCAAUGCCACAGGCACAGUGUCUGACUUGGCACCUGGACAGAGUGGCAUGGAUGACAUGAAGCUCUUAGAGCAGCGGGCAGAGCAGCUGGCAGCUGAAGCAGAAAGAGAUCAGCCCCGAGCGAAGGAGAAAAUCCUGUUUGUCAGGAGCGAUGCUUCCCGCAGUGAAUUGGCUGAACUCACCAAACAGGCUAACCCUGAUGAAAUUGACAUUGACUUGGAUGAUGGAGAUGAGAGUGAAGACAAUGAGCCUGAUGAGGUUCAGCUGGAGCAGCAAAGUGUCCCUUCUGCUGUCUUUGGAGGCCUUAAGGAUGACUAAGUGUUCUGCUAUCUUUGGAGGUCUUAAGGAUGUCCUUAGUGAAUGAAUUGCUUUCAAUAAGACUACAGACUAUGUCCUGUGAAUAAACUUGCCCAUAAUGUAAGCAGCUACUUUCUUGCGAUUGCCUAUGCUACUGCUCUAUUCUGUCCAAAAAUGUUAUUUAUAAAAUAAUUUUGUCAAAUGGCUGUUGUAGUUUUUGUGGUGAAAGAUAGGAAGUGACAUUACUUGCUGUGCUUUGCAUAUGUAAGCUUAAUUGCCAAUAGGUUCUGUCGGGUUUUUUGCUGCCUCUCAGUGGGAAUCACAACCUCAGAAUGAAGGUGCUAAGUAUGCAUGGAAAAGAAAGUGAGGUUAUAUAUGAAGCUACUCUUAAGAUGAGAAAAGUACUCUUUGUGAGAAGUUGAGUUCUCUUAACAGAAUGUCCUUACAUAUUUAACAGUUUGUUUCACAGUUCUAAAGGGAUAGUCUUAUAACUAUAUAUAUCUUGAGGCAGUUUUUGUCCCUUCAGUGUGAACUACAGCUCCAAUCAUCCACAACUAGCAUGCCUGUGUUUCUUGGGGGAUGAAGGGAAUUCUAGCAUGACUGAUUUUCUGUAUCUGCAUCAGCUUCUUCUGUUGUCACUAGUGACUUUACAAAAUAGCAGUAGGUAUUGGGGUCAAUAAGUGUCAAUUGAAGCAUCAAUUAUGUUUUCCUUCCCAGCAGUAAUAACUUAGGAUAGGUGUACCUUAAAUGUUACUAUACCUGCUAUAGUAAGUUGUGUGAAGCCUUUUUCACAUCAAAAGAAAACACAAUUUUAUACUGUAAAAGAGAGGUACAAAACUAUAGUUCUGGAGCUAUGGUUGGGUUUCAUUCCCAUCAUGCCCUGCAUUUCCAGAUGAAGGAUAAGAACUUUGUCAGCAUUGGCAGGAAACUCAAUUCCAGUAUGGAUCAAGAUAGGUCACCCCCAGGCAGAUAUGUAUGCUACACAUUGUUCUUAAUAGCAAAUAAAAUGAUGCAAGUUGAAGAAAAGGCUUGCCACCGAUGACCAAUUAAUAAAGUGCGAAAAACAUUA